Messenger RNA from Lineus longissimus, 13271 nucleotides. RefSeq names its product fibronectin type-III domain-containing protein 3a-like. Gene Ontology annotation, molecular function: protein binding. Bases 33 to 3857 code for a protein of 1274 amino acids. The transcript is spliced from 25 exons. Lineage: Eukaryota; Metazoa; Nemertea; Pilidiophora; Heteronemertea; Lineidae. The record is from RefSeq and is a predicted model, not a curated record.
GCGGUUUAAAUCAUUGAGGUUCCAAAAGUUCGAUGAAGAAGAAAGGUAAAGUGAUGAAAGACAAAGAGUCCAACAUGUCCGACCAAGCUGAGAAGAAGACUACCAAGACGACGUCGUCGGAGGUGACACAAAAUGGACACACAUCCCCGACAGAGAAUGGCAUGUCGAGGGAAGUGGACGCUCAGACAGGACAAAUGACAUACACAAUCCCGGCACAAAAUGCCAGGGGACAUUCGCCAAAUAGCUUAUCCCGGCCGGCGCCCGGGCAUCGGGGAAACUCCCCGAAUCGUUAUUCACCAAAUCAGGCGCAGUCACGUGACACUAGUCCCCAAACGAACCAUGCAAAUCAUGAACAUGUUGUUCACGUGCACGUGAAUCCUGGCGAGACAUUCUCUGUGCGAGUAGGAGACCAGAUUCAGUUCAUACAAGGAAGACCCUGGCCCCCAACCACUGAUAUCAUAGGUCCAGCUACAGUCAGAAUGGUGUCAAACAAUGGGCCACCGAUGCCGAUGCCAAUGCAGGUUCCUCCGGGUCACAUGGUACAACAAAUUGUGGACGAAAAUGGCAUCUUGACGCAUGUAAUAUUAUCACAACAGCCUCCGGGGCCGGGCAUGGGGCCCAGCCAGCCUAUGACUGUAGGUUACUAUGGUGGACCAAACAGCCCUCCACAGCAAGUGUACCCAACAUACGGACCACAGUACUCUGCGCAUUACCCAAACCAGUACCCACCUCAGCCCCACCAACCACACCAUGGUGCGCCGCCCCACAUGCACCAUGUGGCACCGCCACACAUGCAUAGCACGCCACCGCCUCAUCAGUGUAAUAACCACAGUCAUGCGCACCCACAUAUACACCCAACACAAGGUCCUCCCCCAUCACACCACAAUCAUUCAUCUCACAUGGAUGAUCGAGCAAUCCAGCAGAAAGCCAAACUCCAGGACAAGCUACGGAAACGACAUAAAGAGGGUUACUACAAUGCUCAAAAUGUCUCGCCGAGAAAAAAUAAAGGCAAAAUGAAUGGUGAUAUAAGGAAAAAUGAAGUACACAGUAGUUCAUCGAGUGGAGAUGGCCAGGAAAUAGAGGAGGAACAGAGGCUAAUACAAGAAAUUUUAUCAAAAAUGCAGCUUCCAAAGAUCUCCAACGUGGAAUCGAGAAGUGCCUUGAUCGUGCUGAUACCACCCGAGUGUAAUAAUCAGGACUUUAACAUAGAUCAGGCCGACUUCAAGUAUGAACUACUCCUGUCUGACAAGGGAAAGGAUGGGAAAUAUAAACUAGUCUACAGUGGUGAUGCAACAGAAAUCACGCUGCAAGACCUGAAACCAGCAACCGAGUACCACCUGAGGGUGAGUGCUCUGCUGGAUGAUAUCAAGGGGGACACCACAGAGUCAGUCAGUUUUAAAACAAAGGCUUGUGAACCAGAUGCUCCCUCGCAACCGAAGCUCGCCAGUCGUACCAAGACAAUGUUACAGUUAAAAUGGAGUGCGACAUCAGACAACGGUUCAAAAAUCGUCAGUUAUGUUCUGGAGUAUGACCAAGGACGGGGCGACGGGAGGGAGUCGAGUUUCACGGAGGUGUACAGUGGUUCACAAAAACAAUACAAAAUGACCAAGCUAAAUGCCUCGACUGGUUAUGUGUUCAGACUGGCAUCAGUCAAUUCUAUCGGGAAAAGCCCGUUCUGUGAGCAGAUGUGUUACUUCACAAGCGGUAGCGCCCCCUCACAACCUGAUCCGCCAAUGCUGUCUGACCGAUACGUCAAGGCAUUGACCAUCUCAUGGAUCCGACGACCAAAUGACGAAACAUUCACAUUACAAAUGGAAGACGAGGCCACUGGUCACGGUUUCAUGUCUGUAUACAACGGCCCAGACCUCUCUCACACAAUCAAAAACCUUCGCAGAAACACUGAAUAUAAAUACAGGUUAUGUGCUAACAAUGAAGAGGGCAACAGCCGAUGGAGCGACACAGUGUGUUACCGGACAAAACCAGACCGUCCUGGCGCGCCGGGGAAACUACAGGUCAAAGGGAAAGUGCAUUCAGCAAGCUUCAAGGUGAUCUGGGAUGCCCCCAAGGAUUCUGGUGGGACAGAAAUCACAAAAUAUGUGCUGGAGUUGGACGAAGGAAGGGGGUUUGAUAUUGUGUAUGAAGGUGCUGAGAGGGAAUUUAUAUGUGAUCGCUUAAAACCAGGACACACGUACCGGCUACGUGUAUCUUGUGUUAGUGCAGGGGGCCACAGUGAUAAUUCUGACUCCUGUAGCGUAACCACACUUGCCAUGGCGCCCGGUCCUUGUCAGUCUCCAAAGCUGCAGGGGAAACCCAAGGCAACUUCGUUACAUUUGAGGUGGUUGUAUCCUGAUACAGAUGGGGGUGCGGGCAUCUGUGAGUACGAGGUGCGCAUGACACUACCCGACAACACGUCACGAGAAGUCUAUAAAGGCCGGGACCUGGACUGUGUUGUAGCAGGCCUUUCACCUGGUCGACCAUAUUUAUUCCACGUUAGAGCUUUCAACAAAGCUGGGGCUGGUACCUGGUCUGAUGCUUUAGAAGUUGUAAGUGGUGCUGGUGUGCCCGACCCACCCAAGGCCCCUGUGGCCCACUGUCGCUCCUCACACUGUGCAAUAAUCAACUGGGAAGAGCCCGUCAACAAUGGUGCUACUAUUACGGAUUACAAGUUAGAAUGGCAACAGAAGGCUGAGGCUGACUAUAUGCAGCUUUACUUUGGUGCGGCAUUGAAUCAUGAAGUUCGAGGACUUCAACCAGCUACUACUUAUAACUUCAGGGUGCAGGCCAUCAACAGUGCGGGUCCGGGACCAUUCAGUGCUAUAUCCAGCUGCAUCACACCACCUUCCAGCCCGGGGCCAGUGGUCUCAUUUCGUGGCAUACCGACAGCGACCUCUAUCAAGCUGACAUGGAAGGAGCCCCACGACAACGGUAGUGAGAUCAUCUCGUACAACAUUGACCUCGGCGAUCGACACUUGUCCGUCGGCAAUGAGCUGGAGUACACAAUCUUAGAUCUAGUCCCUGAAACAACAUAUAAAAUCCGCAUCCAAGCCGUGAAUGGCAUUGGUGUCGGCUCAUUCAGUGCUCCCAUGAAGAUCACAACGCGAGCAUUACCUCCACCACCACCCCGGCUGGAGUGUCUCAGUUGCGGGCCAAACACCCUCAAGUUGAAGUGGGGAGACGGGAAGAAUCCAGAUCUUAUACAGUACUGCCUCGAGAUGAUGAGAGACAAUGGAAGCUUUUACAAUGUGUACCAAGGCACUAGUCAUAAUCACAAAGUGAGUAAACUGAACGAACUGACAGAAUACAGUUUCCGGAUCUGUGCAAGUAACGAAGCGGGACAGGGUGACCGGUCAGAGGAAUACGCAUUCAGGACGACCAAAGCGCCACCACCUGCCAUCAGACCCCCAAAAAUCAGUGACAUAACGACCGAGUCAUGUGUGAUCGAAUGGAGUCCGUGUCGACCGAUGGGUCACGACUCGAUAUUGUACAUCGUACAGAUGCAGAAUAGUCGAGAGUCAGAAUACAAACAGAUCUACAAGGGUUCCGAGACCAGUUUUUCGCAGAACCAGUUACAAGCCAAGACGGAAUAUCUCGUGAGAGUGUGUGCCAUACGCCAGUGUUGUGAUGAUACGGGGGACCUGAUUGGUGCUUUCAGUCCGGGUGUUUCAUUCAUCACGCAGAGCAUCCAGCCAAUCAAAUCCUCGACAUCGAAGGCCGCAGAAGUCAAACAGACGAUUUGUGAACCACGGCAGUGGACGGACAAACAGCAAGCGAUGAUCAUUCUGGCUGCGUUCACAGUAUUUGCGAUCGUCAUGGCGAUGCUGGCUCAGCAGCUGGUUCAGUAUACAAUGCAGGACUAGUUGUAACUGGUUUGCUGGUCAGGUCUGUCUCAUGUCAACAUGACAGAAACAUGUGGACAUUUGCAUUUAGAACAUAUUGUACAAUGUCUACACAAGUUUAUAUCAAGUUAGCAUGAGUUAGACAGUUGUCUUACUUUCACUGCCUUUUAAGUCUUAUCUUCCAGUAAACAUUUAGAUUAUGGAGGUGAUAUUUUGAAUCGGGUUUCUUUGUGGGAAAUGUUGGAAAUUUCCUAAAAACAUUCUCGGUGGUUCUUGGGUUUGAACAGAAACACUAACAAUGUGUUAUCUAGAUAAGACAUGACCGAAGGGUUAUUGUUAUCUUAGGUCUUGAUUUACUCAGUCGCCUCCAUAAUCUAAAGCAAAUUGAAUGAUAUCUUGCCUACCAGUUUUGACGUGGUUUGAUUCUCAGUACGAAUAUGGUCUUUGGCUUCAUAUACAUGUACAUGUAUGUAUAUUUUUGUGACAGCAGCCUAAAAAAACCCAAGUUAUAUCCCUUUCAAAAGUUUUUUUGACACAUGUUGGGAAUAUUGUGUAUGAUAUGAUACUAUGUGUAUUGAGUUUGUUACCCAUGUGUAUUAGCCAAAAAAUAAGUGUAAAAGCAAAGCAAGGAUUCUUGAGUUUGAUGCUAAAAUAUUGAUGACAUCAGAUGAUCAUCAUUAUCAUAAAAAUAUCACUUAAGUUUGGAUCCGGCCUUCUACAAUAGGGAUAACCGGCAAACGGUUCAACAGGAUUCAGUCUGUGAAAAAGUACCUGUCCAGUUUCAUAAGACUGCAUGAGGGUAACAGAAAAUCGAACACACCACCACAAUGUUUAGCUUAAUUUAUUACUGGGCCGUUGAGAGGCUUAAUACAUCCUAUGUACUACAUUCAGGUGACCCAUUUGAACUCUCAGUGUCGUUAAAUACACGGAUAUCCCCUUGUGUAUUCUACCUGGUACAGAUGUGUUUGCUUCAAUCAAUGCAAAAGUACCUCUGUAAAUCUCUUAUUCAUUAAUCAAUAUUUAGGUUUAACUUUUAAAUUCUGAUAUGAGUUUUAUAUUCAUCAUCUUGUAAACUCCUUGAGUUCAAGUUCUUCGAACAAGUUUGUUUUCCUCUUGUCUGUUUUAAGACGAAUUUUGGUGAGAGGCAUUGAUGGAACUAGUUUGCUAUCCUGAACUGAAGUUUGGAAAGUCUGAAAAUUCAUCAAAAUACUAGCUAACGUACGGCCUCAUCGAUGUGUCGUCACUUUCUUUGUUAUCUUUUAGUGAAAAUGGAAUGACGAAGGCAUAAAAUGACUAAUCAAAGAUGCCAGGAAUCAGCAGUUUUACCAGAAGGAUCUCUUCAAGAGUUUGAAACCUGCCCAUUUGAUUUCAAGUUUCCGUGACUCUGCUCUGAAAUUUCCAUGACUCUAGGCCAGUUUCAGUUUAUAUUCAUUUAUUCUAUUAAUUCUCUGCAUUUCCUCUGAAGUGGGUCAGUACUUUGGUUUGUUGUGUCAUUUAGAUCCAGCUUAUUUUACUCUCUUAAGCAAUUCAUUUGUACAUAUUCAGGCUCAGUCACACAGUACAAAGAAUUCUGUCACCGAUCUGGUAAAUUUAUCGCCUCUUUCUUCACAACAAACUUGUUCAAAAAAGUUCCCUACCGGAAAAAUAUUGACAAUGUGUUUUUCGUAAUCUCCAUUCACUUGUUUAAAUUCCAUAAAUUUUUCUCAACAAUUGUUUGUAUGAUAUGACUUGGACUUACUAUCCAACCUAACCUCCCCUAAGAUUUUGAAAAGGACCUUCCUCUCAAUGCAUCAGUCUAAUUUGGUUUGGUCCAUUAUCAAAUUUUAGGGGUGGUUCGGGUGAUUUUACUACAAAGGUGAUAUUAAACUGCUAAACAUUAUUUAACUAUUGUAACUAUUUAAAGAUAGAGUUUCUUUUUGUGAGACCAUUUGUGUGUAGGAUGUAAAACUAAUAUAAAACUUGUACCCAUUAUAUUGAAUAUAAAUACAAAAAUAUAUAUAUGAAAUGAGAAUUUUAGUUCUAAUUAAGAUAUUUUUGGAGAAAAUUACCUAAAACUUAAUGAAUGUGGUAUUGUCUUUAAUUAGAUGUCACGAAGAAUAAGUGUCUCUGAAAUCAAUAUUGUCAUAUAUCACUACAUGUUAUAUUCAAAAAAAAAUAUGGCUGGUCAUGACGGGCGUAUUGCCAAUAUGAAAAAAAUCAAUAUUUUGGAUGAAUUUCUUAAUUUCUUUUUGUUAUUCAAGAGAUCUUAACAGUCGGAUCGGCACAGUAAGCAUGAGAUAUCAGACUAUAAACCCACAUUCUUUUGUGUCACUUUGAAAAUAUGUGAAAUUUCACCAAAUUUGUCGAUUUUGGCCCAGCAUGAAAUGUUGAUAUAUGGCUGAUGACCAUUUUUUUAAACAACAUCAUUUAUUGAUUGAACUUAUAAUACAUUAAGAUGUAGUAGAAAUAUGUAUGUUGUGUGUUCAGCGUUGGUUUUUGAAGUAAGAACAUUUGGAAAUGCCUUUUUGGUUUGUUGGGUAUUGUUUGUUUGUGUAACUAUUCAAAGUACACUACAACCUUAUUGAAUACAGGUUGAGAUGUUGAGGAGGUACAGGGUGUAAAAAAAUAGUCUUGCUACUUUUAGAGUUGAGUAACGCUUUUGAGAAAAUAAUUUUUUUUCAAAAACAGUUUCAUGCCUUUCAAAAAAUUUCUCGAUUUCUCGAAAAGUAGCAAGACUUGUUUUACACCUAACAGAAUCGCUUUUUGUUGGUUCUAGAGCAUUUAUUUCUGUCAUGAUAACAGAAUGUUUUGGCAAGUUUCGCGAAGCGGUUUACUUGUAAAUGCAGGCUCCAUGUCGGAUUCUACUUGUACCCCCCCCCCCCCCAAGGGUUGGAAACCUUAUCACCUAUACAAAUUCUUGAGGGUCAAGCAUAGAUAUCAGAUCAUCACGUGGGAAACUAUCCUGAUGAAACGUUAAGAGGCAAUGUUGUAUCUUGUUGACCCCUGGGGGGAGGUACAAGCUACAAAUUGAUAGUUGCAUUAGGGUGAAGUAAUAAUGUUUUCAGUGUCCACCAUGGCCAGCCAUAGCGUCAGCCGCUACCAGUGGAAACUUUCAUACAUAACAAACAAAAACCUCGUUAAAAAUUGAUCAACUUAGGAGAGAGAAGUUUCAUUGUACUGUCAAUUUGGCACGUUGUGUGUUUCAUCCGUAAUUGUAAUACAUAAACGCUGUCCAAUCAAAUCUAUCCAGUGCAUUGUGGGUACCUGACGUUGUUGUGCGUAUCUGGCCUUCUGAUAUAAAACUGUUGUCACCAAACUCGUCAUAGCUGUAGCAUUUUUCCGUGUUCCAUGGAUAAUUUUUUUCAGUGGCGUUUUAUGUUCACCAUUAAUAAGUGUAUAAUCAUCCAUGUAAAUGUAAAGUCGCUUAUAAACUGUUACCAUUUACUUAAUUACUUCUUAGACUGAUUAGAAAAAUGUCAUCUGCCAAUCUUCAUCUUAAUAUAUCAUAACUAGUAUAGUUAUUUGAAUAACUAAUUAAACAGAAAAUGGUGCUGAUGGGUGUCCUUAUGAUAGCUACACACGUACAGAACUCCGUAUUAUAAUGGAUAUAAUAGAAUGAUAAAAACAGGCCUAGACAUAUUCCAUGUUUGUGUAUUCUUGUGUUGACAUAUUUCAAGUCCUAUUUGACUGAAAAUGCUGUAGAUUUGGUGUGGACUCUGAAUGAAAAUGUAAUAAGGAUUAACCCUUGCUCGACACCACCGUUUUGGCUAGAGCUUGAAGACCUAAAGCAAGCAGUACUCUUUCAAAUCGAAGUGAAUGCCAAUUUCAAGGGUGGGAGUCAACCUUGGUAAUAAGUGUGCCGUUAAAUUGAAAACUAGCUAUUUCGCCAACUUUUAGCUUCACAGACAUUUCAGAGUUGAGAGUAAAUGGUAUAGUUGGCAAGGAUGCUAGGUGUUUUGAAAUCACAGAAUGCCAGAGCAUGUUUGGCUGUAUAUCUUGUUAAACACGUUGAACAACCAUAUUAAGGUGGGACAAUGCCGAAGGGUUGUGAUAUUACAUCGCAUUAUUUGUUUCUUCAACCAGGUGCACCGCUGAUCAUAUUAGAGAAAUCGGUACAAAUUUUGGAUUUUAUAAGUCCCAUCCUGUCUUUAGAAGGUGAAGGGUUAAUUUAGAAUGAUGGCCUUAUACUUAAAAUGAGCUUAAUAUGCUUUGCAUGUUUAUCGGGACAUUUUCUUCGAUACAAAAAUUCUGUUUGAAUUCCUCCUUGGCCUGUAUAUGUAUGUAACUUUAGGAUAGAUGGUUUCAUUUCAUGGCGGCGAUGUUUGAGGGCUUUUUAGGGCGACGUAUGUUCUGUGGUUGUAGGCCUUGUUGAUGUUGUAACUCAGAGUGACACAUGACCUGAUACACGUUCUCCCAGAGCUUGUCGAAUUAUUAAGUUGGUAGCCGGGGGGUGGUGACAGGCUCAUUUUGACUGGCUGGUCAGCAGUCGGGAAUGGGAUGGUUUUCCAUACAUCAAUCAAAAGUAGGGAAGUAUGGAAAACUACCUCCUUCCUGACUGUUGAGAUUAAUAAGUGCUCUCUAUAACCAAUCGACUGGGAUUAUAUUUAAGUGAUCAUUGGAAUGUCCCAAAACAGCACUCUAUGAGCAACUCCUUGAUAUCACAGGGAUUUGAUUUGAACUUGAACAAAAAUCUGCCAUUCUCUCAGACUUGGCAACUAAUUCAUAACUUUCCUUCCGUGUAACGAUAAGACUGAAUUGAAGAUUAUUUACUUACUUGAAAAUAGCAUUUGCCCCUCUACCCAGCCAGUGAAUAGUGAGUUUUUGAUGGCCGCAACGUCUCAGCAUCACCCUGGCUAUCUGACAGUAAUUCGUAAAGCCUCUCUUUUCUCUUGUUCUAUGCUUGUGGGCAAAACCUUAUGAAUUCGAAGCGAGAUGCAGACACUGUGUCUUUCUUCACUACACUGUUUUUGGGUGUUUUCUGGUGGUGCAUUUGUUUGAAUAGAUACACCUGGUGAGUCCAUAUUAUAACUGCAUGCCCGAGUUUUCAACUGUUCCAGAUCUCAAGUCAAAAUGCUCUCCUUCCAUGUGAGUCUCAUGCCAUAGCCUGCUGAAACUUUGAUGCAUAAUUUUGGGUUUCAGGCUAGCAAAAUGUAACUUGUACCAUUUUGACUUGGGUAAAAGGGUGGCGUGUUGAAAACUCCAGCGUGUUGUUACUGAGUUUCCAGAGAAUGGGUCUGGCAUGGACUCUCUGCUGUUAGUUGUUUGCUUUGAUGAGUCGUGCCUUGUUUCAAAACUUGUAUAAACUGAAAUGCAGCAUGGCCCGAAAAAUGUUAUGAAUGAUUUUGACAAUGUCAAAUAGUCACUGCAAAAUGAAAAAUACUUGAAAUAUUCAGGAACAAAAUUACAGUGCAUUUAGAAUUUUCGUAAAAAUGGCAAUGUUUUAUGAAGUGAAAUUCUACCUGGUAAGAUUUAGCAACGGGUACGCGUAUUUUUUCUUUAACAUGAAUGUAGUAAUAAUUUGUUGAUAAUGAAUUUGAAUAGUGAUUGCAAACAUUCCGUUUGUUUUGAGUUUUGCAUGAAUUGUUUUUCUGAAAUAUUACACCAACACUUUAAGUUUUGUAGAAAGAAUAGUUAAGUUUUCUUUCGUUGUUUUCAAAAUUUGAUUAAUUAAUUUCAUCAGUUUCACUUUCCCCUCUCAAAAUGAAUUCAUGAAAUAAAUCUUCAUUUGCCAAUAUCCAAUACCAUUGGGAAACGGUGAGGCUAAGUCCUGCAGAUAACUAUGACGUCUGCUUAAUUAUUUCUGAGCUGUCUUAGCUUGCCUCGUGUCGUUCCCUCCCGGCCGAGUUAUACGUCACGUUGGUCAACUUAAAAAUGAACAGAUCAUUUCCAAAGUGCCGGCUGCAGCCAGAAGGCCCCGAUAGAGCACUUUAAGGUUUCGCCACAAUAGACCACAGAGCAGUUAAGAUUCAAUUUGGAAGUCGAAUCCAUUCUCCUGAUAUUUCGUGGCGUAGAGAACUUCUCUGGCUAUGAUUCAUUGUCAUUCAAUGAAAUGAAAUGACUGCAUGAUUCUCGAACAAUUUACUAAAGUAUUUUGAAACGUCUCCCUGAGUGGACUGUUUGUUAACUAAAACACCUUUGUUGUUUAUCCUCUGUUUUUUCUUUCAUUUUGCUUGUUAUGUUUUCAUUAGUUCUGUACCUUGUGCAAAGUUAAGGUGAGAAUCUGUUAUCAAAAUCACAGUGGGGUGAAGAAAGCAGUCUUAUUUGGUGGUCGCUGUGACUUGUGCAGUGGUUCUGACUCUAUCGCUUCAGUUUGAUAAGUUUAUCUGUGGAGUUGAAACUCUGGGGUAGCAGGGGGAGCCAUACUGGAUACUUAUUUAACAUACAUACAUUAGAUUAGUCAUUCUAAUUACAUUUCGAGUGGCUUUAUAGAGUUAUAUCUUUAUUAACCUUGAGUGAGCCGAAAAUACUUUGAGUGGGAAAUUCCAUACACUUGGAUUUCUCCAAAAUAUUCUCUGUUGACUUGAUCAAGUUGUAUGAAGUUUUGGCACUCACGUUUAUCAUAAUCAAAUGUACAGUUAGACUAUGUAUCAUAGCAUUGUACUACACGAACAGAAUUUAGUCCUGAUUCGUCCCACAUUGACAAAUAAUCACUGUAUAUAAGUACAGAGUAAUGCAGUAAUAUCACACGUGACAUCUGGUCAACUUGGAUCGAGAUGAAUAGUACCUGUGUGCUCAUCUCAACCCUAAUUGACUUUGAACGCAUAUACAUUUCACAUGGGACUCUGCACUGCAUCUCCAGCUAGCGUGGUGAAACCGACUCGGCCUUGAGAACGGAGGGUGGGCUGCUGUCAGUCAUACUGUUCUAAAGAUCGAGAAAUUCCAUCUGGUCAAGAUGGAUGUAACUAUUUGUGUUGAUUUUCAUCAAUGCCCGAGCUCCGCCGCGGACCACCUGAAGUUGUUAAAGGCUCAAGUCUGUCUUAAUUCAGGCCGAACACCACAGGUUUGGGGAAGAACUCGGCACUUUUGUACAGCAUGACUUAUAUUAUAUCUCCACACUCCGAGUAUUUCUGCAAAUUUGUGCGACAUUUCUGUCGAGAUGACGUCUGCUUUGUUUAUAUUAUUCCUAUAAUUUUGCUGAAGACGCAAAGCAAAUGUCACCUCGAUAAAAUGGAGGCCGAUAAAUCCCAGUGGAGUAUUUUCAAAUCUUCAGAAUCUUUCUGCGCAAUAUUUCUGUAUUGUGCAAUUUUAUGAUAGAGCAACACUUUGACGAAAAGUUUCAUGCCAAAUUUGCCAGAGUUGGCUGUACAUUCUAUAAGGACACUGUAAAUAAAUGUACAGUUGACUGUGGUAGGCUUUCAUGAAACUGAAAGUGCUGCCAAUAUUUCACUUAUUUAUAAUGUUUGUUAAUGAAUACUUCUCUUGAUUUCGGGUUGAUGGCAAUUUUCAUGUUUCGAGACGAAUUCUGAGAUGAUUUGAAGAAAAUAUCAAACUGGCGUUGUCAUAGACCUUGACUGGUGGAUAUGUUUGAGCAGUACUGUACUUAAACCUCCCUUGCAUACAGUCACAUAUGUUAGAAUUAUGUGCCAGAGAAUGUGCUAAAGCAGUACUGUAUUGAAACCUCCGUUAUGUGUACAAUCACGUAUGAUAGAAUUGUGUGUAAGGAAAAUCUUAAACAGUACUUGAAAUGUCCCUGGUGUGCACAGCUAGGUUUGUAAGACUUGUGUGAGAAGGAAAAUCUUAUUGGGUAAAACAGGCUAACACAAUUUUCAAAAUUGGUCUUAACCGUGGAAUGUUGUUCUAUGACGGUCUCUGCCUCAUAAUGUGGCCAGGAGAUUGCUUCACUGAUAUUGCGCUCGGUUUUAUCAACGUCUUGACCGGAAAUCUUUGAAAAAAUUCACUCUAAUCUCAGAAGUUGCUUAUAAAAUCCUAACACUUGAAAAGUUGGCUCUUGAUGUCUUCUUCAAAUUAUCAGAAUUCGAAAUUUGCUGUCAAUUGUUACAAAUUUAGAUUUGUUUUUGCCUUAUUGUACAGUUUAUGUUUAAGAUAAUAUGUCAAGGCUUUAUUGUUUUGACAUUAUUCGGUCACAGGUGACCACAUCAGUUGGGUCACAUGUCUGACCACAUUACUCUCAGCCUGUUGGAACUAGUUGCCUGGUAUGGAUUCAAAAUGACCUGACUGCCGCCUCGGGUGAGAUAUUUCUGAACAAUUUCAAAUUAUUACGCAGCUGAAGUUCUCUUCAUCUGAAUUCGGUAAGAAUUAAUAUACAUUUUAUGUAGAACCUGUACAUUGUGUAGUCGCAUUUCCAAACAAGUUUAGAUGAAGAGAAAAAAUAUGAUACACCCCUUCAUAUCAAAAAUUGACAGUUCCAUUGUCUUGGUACAGUGUUGAUCUGAGUUCAGUUCAUUCUGGUGUGAGGGUGUGUGCAGACUAUGACAAGCCCUUGUAAAGAAGAUGUAAGCUUCAAUGUAUGCAUGCUAGACUCAAAAUGUAUUGUAUCUGUUCAAAUACUUUAAAUAUAAGAUAUAUAUAGAUAUAUAUAUAUCUCAUUGAUAUAAAAAAGUAGAAGCUUGUGCUACUCUUGUCAUUAUUCAAGGUGAGGGAAUAAGGUCACAGAUACCAAGGUCACCAUCAUUGCAAGGUCAUCUCGAUAUGUCUGCUUCAGGGGGGCAAAUGUACUUAAAACUGGCUUUGUUGAUUGGUUAAAAACACCCAAGGUCAACAACGCCUAAUUGAACAACAGCUUUUGAACUGACCUACAUAUUUUUGAACUGCCCAACCAGAUGCAAGUUUUGGUACUUAACACUUACUCAGUCAAUCUUCAAAUUCAAUGUUAACCGCCCUUCUUAUUGAAAUGGUGCUGCAACCUUGAAUUAGGACUUGCAAUCCUAGACGACUUUAAAGUAUCCAAUGUGACCUUGGUUAUGAGGUCACAUUCUUCUUGCAUCUGAUCAGAGACCUGCGACAAUUAUCACUUUUGUGGGGUUCAUCCUGGGUGCCAACGACAAGAAUCGACCAUCGUUGCAACCUUUGAUGAAUGUUCAAUCAAGCAGUUACCACUUUACCCGCAGAGAAGAGAUAUUUUGUUGCAUGUAGCAGUAAUAAGUGUUGCAAGUCUCUGCCAUCUCUACAGAUGAUCACAAGUGUAGCACAUGCUGUGAUGUACAAAACUGGUGUCUAUCAAUUUUCCGCUAAAAACUAAAUGAACAGACCAAAAAUUGUGGAGUAAAAAUAACCCCAUUAGAAAAUUUCAAGUUAUAUGAGUCUUUGCCUCUCGAAUCUCUUAUUUUCAUCUUCUGUGGAGUCAACUAUCGCAGUUUCACAUCUCUUUGAAAUUUCUCAUUAAAAAAUCAUUUCUUUUGGUUGACACCUCUGUAAUCUCGCACAGCUAUCUUUCAGUGAGUACAGUUUCCCGUUUUUCUGGUUGUGUGAGACUAUGGACUUGUCGACUUCUUCAUG